UUUUCUGGCUAUCAUCAUAUUGGAUUUUCUAAUACUUUUUUUUCUUCAAUGAUUAUCCUGUGUUUACAUUCAUGUGAUAUACCAUGCUUUUAGUAAUAAUACAGUGACGGAUAAUUGAAUAUCGACGAUGGCAUCGGGGUUAGAGAGCUACGUGAAUCAUACAGUUUCUAUUAUUACUUCGGACGGUAGAAACUUUAUUGGCACAUUAAAAGGUUUUGAUCAAACAAUUAAUAUUAUAUUGGAUGAAUCACAUGAGAGAGUAUAUAGCACAACGCAAGGUGUAGAACAAGUUGUUUUGGGUUUACAUAUCAUCAGAGGAGAUAAUGUAGCAAUUGUAGGAGAACUAGAUGAUGAAAUGGAUGCACGUCUAGAUUUAUCAGCUAUUAGAGCUGAUCCAUUAAGCCCUAUAACACAUUGAAAGUAUAUAUUAUAUGAAAUGUUUGAACUAUAAGGGCAAGUAUGCAAAUUUGUUAUAGUCUAAUCAGGUAGAUUAAUAUAUACAAACUAAUUAUAUGAUCUGAUAGAAUUUUAUAAAUUCUAAGAAAAUUUUGAAUUCCAAGAAAUUAUCCAAUUAACAACAAAAUAUAAAUACCUUCUGGAUUACCAUACUUAUAAAAAAUUAUUCUAUAUAUAACAGAUUUGUAAAAUUGAUACACUAUUUUUUUACAAAAUAUAACAUUUUUGCAUUAGGGUUUAUAUAUAUUGUAAUUUUAUUUGUAUUAAAAAAUCUGAAAAAGUAAGCUGGACUUGGUGCCAAUUAUAAUACAUCGUAUUAAAUAUAAAUAUGUUUUAUAGAAUCAAUGUAUUAUUUACUACAUAUUCUUUGCUUAUGGAUAUACAAAAUGUGUUCAACAGAAGUCAGCAGAAAUGAUGCUGUUUGUGUUGUAGAAAAAUUCAAGUAAAUUAAGAAUGAUAUCUAUAUAUAUAUAUGUUCCAUUUUUUAAUUUAUUAAAAUUUAUUAUGCUCGUGAGAGUUAAUUUAAAGAGAACUAUUUACUUUUCAUAACAUAAUUUAAUAUUUGCCAGUUGAACAUUAGAUUUAUAAUUGCACCAAACUUUUUUUUUAUAUAUUGUAAUUAAGAUAAUGUAAUACAAUAAAUAAAAACAGGAACUAAGAUAUUAUUUUGUUUUUUAAUCUAUUAGCAAAAUCUAUACAAAAAUUAGUCCUAUAAAAGUGAGAAAAUCACAUAUAGAACAAUGCUUAAAUAAAUCAAAUAUUAAAAUUGUAAAUGGUGCAUUUAUAACUGAAUUUUGUAUAGUCAAAAAGCAAAGAUGGCAUGUUGAAUUUCUUAAAUGAAACAUUUAGUAUGUAUAUAUGCGCGCAAGUGUGUAUAUGUACUAUAUAUUGGAAGACAUAACAAAAAUAUAAAUCAAUUAGAGUACAAUCUAAUAUUUUCCUAUUCUGCGUACCUUAAUUACUAAAUGUCUUUUUGAAGUAAUCAUAAAUACAUGAUAUAUACAGAUCUUCCUUAAAAUUUAAUUAUCUGUAUUAUCAAAAACAAUAUUUUCCAACUUUAUUUGUUCUAUAUUGUGUUUACUCUAUAUGCAUUUAGCCUUAAGAGCAGAACACAAAACAGUGCAAUUAUCGGCACUACAUAUACACACUGUAUGUUCGAUUUUAUAUAUUAAAGUAUGUAAGGACAAUUCCUACUGUCAAACAUUUGUACAGUUGACAAUAAAAUAAUUGAAGCGAA
This is a messenger RNA of Vespa mandarinia (Asian giant hornet), 1693 nucleotides long. Its product is annotated as U6 snRNA-associated Sm-like protein LSm8. Gene Ontology annotation, cellular component: U4/U6 x U5 tri-snRNP complex; precatalytic spliceosome; U6 snRNP. Gene Ontology annotation, biological process: mRNA splicing, via spliceosome. Lineage: Eukaryota; Metazoa; Arthropoda; Insecta; Hymenoptera; Vespidae. The record is from RefSeq and is a predicted model, not a curated record. Gene Ontology annotation, molecular function: mRNA binding.